Molecule: messenger RNA, 561 nt
Organism: Colletotrichum graminicola M1.001
Lineage: Eukaryota; Fungi; Ascomycota; Sordariomycetes; Glomerellales; Glomerellaceae
Exons: 1
Coding region: 1-561 (186 amino acids)
Source: RefSeq, a predicted model, not a curated record
AUGCUUAUUAAUCCGUUCCGCCCAUGCGAGGGUUCGCCAACCUUCCAAGAGGAGUAUCGCACCAACUACAAACCAAAGUUCAUUAACUCCUGGGUCGGCCCCCAGAUUGUGGCUCCGGAUACUCCAUAUGUAGCUGCAGUAGGACAAAAGCAGCUAUACUUUCUUGACACCCGGUUUGACCCCAAGACUGCACAGCACAUUAAAGAACAAAUCGAGAGGGCGACUGUCGCAGGAGGCCCAUACGAGGCUACCAAGAUAGACGAGAUCUCGGCUACAGCAGAAGUCAUAAACACCCAGACAAAUGAGACACUGUUUGUUUUUGACCCCCCCUACGCCAGGGUCCUGUUCGCGAAAGGAAUCAACAGGCGCAACCCAGCUCUCCAACUACCUGAACACGAGCCUUCCGGGGAUUGGCUGGUGACCUACGAUGUUGGCAACCUGUUGAAAAAUGGGAUUGGUUAUUGUAACCCGCUCUGUAAGCAAGCGGUCGACGCACCAAAGGAAGAUGGGGAAGAUGACGCUAGCUAUCAUAAACGGAUGGACGACUUACACCGGAAGUAG